GGUUGGUUUGUCUUUUUAGUGGAGAGAUGUGUUAUUUUGCCCUGCUUUCCCUGUUUGUACAGUAAGAGAUAAGGCCCAUAUUAUGUAAACAAUCAGACAAUAUGUGGUGAACUGGAUCUAUUGAUACUAACUGGGACAGCUUUAUCUUGGGAGGAUGCCUGGGUGGGAGGAGAUCCCUGGCUGGAAUGAGUGCAGAUGAUGCCAACUUCACCUUGGAGAUAAAGUUUGUUCAGGCUUGCAUCAAACUCUUGGGCAGGAAUCCAGAGGUGAGGCACCUCUCUGCUGUGUCCCGUGAGGUUCCUGGGGUUAGACAUCCAUUCAAGAAGGGCUCCAGUGCAUGGGCAAGACACUGCAGCUUAAUGAGCCACAGAAAGUUGUCUGUUGGUGUGCUGGGGGAGUGCAGCCUCCUGUGAAGGAGGUUUAGGUUCUACAGGCUGUGCCAAAAGCAGGUUUGUGGCCUGGGACAUCAAAGUGUGUCCCUCCUGAACGGGUGCAUGCUUGUGUGUUCACAGGGGGCUGCUGGCACCACGUUGAACUUGCCUUCAGUGGUUACCUGAAACAGGAUCCACCUGUAAAACAAACAGAGCAGCAGUUACAGAACCCCCAAACCCUGCUUGCUUUUGUGCAGGGUUGAGAUCAAGCGACCCGAGCCAGCCUGUGCUAAUGCACUGUCUGUCCUGGCUGGGCGAGCUCCAGCUCCUGGGAAGGGACUUGGUGCUGCUUUGUGCCUCUGCUGGCCUGGCCUGGAGGGUGUUUGGGUCUCUGCUGGAGGCACAGGUCUCCUUGCAGCCUUCUGAAACCCUGCAGGGUCCUGAGCACCACCAGACACACCUGGGGCAGUGUGUGCAGUGUUUGGUCCCUGCACUCCCUAAGCCCUGUGCCACCCCUCAGCCCGUAGGCAGCAAUCCUGGGAAGGAUCUGAUGGUUUAGGAAGCAUUUCCCAAUGUGUCUGCAGUGUGUGGACUCACAAGUGCUCGCAAGCUCUGCUUGCGUUUCUUUCUUCCCAAGAAGUUUUCCUCUGGGCUGCCAAUCCUUGCCCACCACAGCCUGAGCCAGCCCUGCCUCUUCCUUGCUCCCCAGCCCCUCCAAACCCAGACCACCACUGAAAUCAGCUGGUUUUGCCCCUGGGGCAGUGGGAGCUCCUGGGCCUGGAGUGCUGCUGAGAUGCUCUGCACCUCCACCCUCUGAGCCAGGACUGCUCUGCAGCCCCCUCCUCACUCAGCAGAGCCCCCCAGGCCAGCACAACCCCUCUGAUCCCUGCAAAACUGGCACAGUCUGCCCUGGGGAUCUGCAGGAAAGGCUGAACACAAACAAAGUCGAUGUGUCCUGGGUUUGCUCAGCAAAUGGUGUGUGCUGCCCUGGGAGAGGAGUGUUUGCCUUGGCUGCAGCGCUGGCUCCGUGCACAGGUGAAAUGUUCCUGGACCAAAGUGCAGCCUGGGCAGCAGGAAUCCAGCACUGGGACAACAAACACGUUACGCCAGCAGCUGUGAAAGCAAAACCUGUGUCUGUGCCCAGCUGUGUGUUAACCCUUCUGUGGGCAGCAUUUCAGCCUGGAAACGUGGCUGCUGCCUCUCUUACCAGCUGGUCUGCGGCCUCCAAAGAUGAUCCCCUCGAUGGGAACGCCCUCGGGAGACUCCCAUGCAGGAUCCAUGAUGGGGCACUGCCUGGCUGGGGAGCAGAACCUGGAGUUGGGCAUCGAGCCUCUGACAGCAACCCACACCAGAUGCUUCAAGGAAAUCCUUGGAGCAGAAAAGAUUUACAACUAAACCUGCUAUACUGUAUUUCCAUUACCAGUUCCUGAUGGAGAGGCCUGGGGCUAUCUGGUUGAGGACUUUAAGUAAUGGUUCAACAUUGUAGCAGUGCAGAAAAUGAAGAUUUAAGUUUUGAACUAAGAAGUUGAUUUGGACUCCUUAGAAAAUUUAACGCCCAAGAGGAAUUGUUAUCUGAGCUGGGAAAAAAGUGCACAGGAACCCACUGCUCUUCUGAACCCACCAACAACCUCCCUACUGCUGAUUUUGCAAGGUUUAACGUGGACUUGCUGCACAUCCACGUGGAAGCAGAAUUUGAACUCCUCUGGGUUUUUGGUGGUCUCUGAAGAAAUGCUUCAUAUUUGUGAAAGUGGGACACCAAAGGAACAAGGAACACCAGAAAAUACAGCAAAAAUUCUUCAACCAUUUAGUGACAGCUUCAAGACCUGAGCAACGUUUAAAGGAGCCAGAUGAAUUAGAAGGCUGUAAAAGUAUCUCUGCUUUCUCUGAAGCAGGUGAUGGUGUGAAGGAGGUUAUCUGGUGCUGUCAUUAUUGAGAGGGGCAAUAUCUCACUGCAAAAGAGGUGCUGAAGGUAGUGGUUGUCCCUGGGGUAGGAGCAAAGGGAAGGCGUGCGUGUUUGCAGCCUGGUGCUAAGGCGCACACACCGCUGACAGGUGCGGCGCGAACGCGACACAUACUUGGAAACAAAAGUGAGACAUUGGUGGAAAGUGAAAAUGGAAAGCUUUCCAGAUGCCAGGUGGGAAAUGAUAUUAAAGCUGUCAAAAUAAGUCACAACAAAGACUGGGUUUUCUCCUAGACUAACAGGAGUCAUGUUCUGGAGAGGAAUGGAGGUUUCAACUACAAGGUGGAGUGUCCUAAAUGAAACAAUUAUGAGCAUUGGAAGUUAAAUUUGAACCUAUUUGUUUUGGGGUUUUAUGCUUUGGUCUCUUUAUUUUUUCUUUUUCUCUUUCAAGUGCACUGCAGCAUUCCUGAUUUACUCUACAGUUUGUGGACAGGUCAAAAAUGUGUAAAUAAAUCCCACUGUCAUUGCUUCACAUAGUUAUCUAUUCUGGGCCUAAUUCCAAGCCCUGUUAAAUUGAUGGCAAUCCUUCCAUUGGCAUUGGAGGACUGCAGUUUGGAACCUGUGAUAGAGGUGCAAAGCAUCACCAGAGAGGAUGCAUAAACAGCCUCUGCAGUCAUCCAAAGUGAGUUUCUGAAACACAGGAAGGGAAGCAAACCUCAAACUACAUUCAAGGUCAAAUAUGCUUUAUGUAUAUGGUAAUGGAGCUUUUAAAAAAGUCAGCUCCACCUAACAAGCAUUAAACAUCUUUAAUAUUAUAAAAGACAUUAUUCAGAUUUAAGACUGACAACCUGAACAUAUAACCCAGUAUUUUACUUCUUUAAAAAAAAGCUGCACUGUUUGUACUUGGGUAGAAAACUGCAGAUCAGAACAAAUAUUGCUGUGUUUCCUUAGUGCAGCCAAGGAAACUCUGCUGAUUGAGGAUUUUACUUGUCCGUGUAUUCACUUUCAUGCACUGGUAGAUUCUUAUCAGCAAUUUAUCUGCAAUUUUGUGACUGAAUUUUGUUUCUUUGUGUAACAUUACUUUAGCACAAGAAAAUGUGCCUACAUUAAAUUCUUUACGUUCCUUAUGAAAUACUCCUGACAAACAAUAAUUCACUUGGAACGUUUACCCCCCAAAGUAUAAUUAUGACUUAAAAUAUAAAACGGCUCUCUAUUCUUUUCGUGAUAGACUUUUCAUGCAGGCUGUUGAUGUGUUAGAAAGAACCAGACUCCCAGAGGAGUGGGUAGAAGCUUGAUUGCAGCUAGAGAUAGACAAUGCAGCAGCAGCAGUAACUGGAGACUGUACACAACACACCAUAAUGGCCAUUAUGGAGCUGUUAACCUCUAGUGUGUCAAAACCUACUCAGAAACUGGUUGAAUUCAUAGAUUGCUGAUCCAAGUGGUUCCUUUAAAUUCAGCAAAAAAUGAACUGAAGGGUUAUUCUGCAUUUGAGCUAUAAAUCCUUGGAAAUAUCGGUUAAUAGCGGAAAUAAUGACAGACCUUUGCUGUACCUGCAUGGAUGGUGCUGGUAUUAAUAAUGCAGAAGUGCAAGGCAGGACAGCUCUUAGAAUUUGAUGACUGUUGAAGCGCAGAAAACCUCAUUAAAAUAACCUAAAGGAUGUUGUAUUAUUAUAAAAACUUUUUUCCUACAGUGCCCUUCAGCUAUCAUAAUUGCACAGUAUACGGAGCGACUUGAAAAGAUUUAGAAAUGUGUAAGAAGUAAAAUCUCUGGCCACAGUUACUGGCAGCCUAAUUAUGUGAAUAUAUUGUGUACUCUGCAUCCUGUUCUUUAGUUUUGAGAGCCCAUGGAUUCGUGGAUCAUGAAUAAUGUGGUGUCUAAACAAAAUAUCAGCACUAAAUUGCUGGAAUAGAUAUUCAGCCUUGACUAAUUGCUUUGGAUUUGUGUUGAUUCCAAGCAGAAGAAUAGUUAUGACUAACUUGCAGUUGUUAAAUGUAAACAUGGUGUAUUAUUUUUGCAUUUAAGAUUUUGCAGAACUGUGGAUAAGAGUGUUUAUUGUCAAGGGCGUUUAUGGGAUUUUCAGAUGAUGUCUCUGAGGAUGAGGUCCAACAACCCCACCUCAUGUGAGGGUACCACUCCAAGGCCAGUGGUGUGGGCUGCUGUUUGUGCUACAGAUAUUUUACAAAUGCCACUUGUAGUGGAUUACCUAAACAGAUAAGGAAAACCACCACUUGUUUUGGGGCUUUGAUUAGUGUUCAGUAAUUGAGUUUAACAGGACCUAGACCACACUGGACUGCAGUCCGUGUGCAAUGUACUGUACCCUGCAAUGCACGGAGCUAAUAUUUAGAGGUAAAGCUCCAAAUGUCUCCUCUGCACUGGCAUAUAAUAGAGCAUUCAAAGUAAGUGGGUUUUAUAAAAUGUUUGAUGGCUGGAAAUUACUAGUCUAGAAGGGUACACAAGAUUAAAUGUUAAGUCACUCAAACUGUGCAAGUUUACCUCAAAGGCAUUUUCACAAUGCCUUUGGAGAAGUCUUUCAACUUGUUCUCACUGAAUAACCAAUCCUGGCCUAAGGUACAGUGUAAUGAUGCUUAUACAUAGCUCCACCGCCUCUGCAAAGCCACUUGAGCCAAUUUUGUACAACACUUCUGUGGCUGCAGCAUCAGGCGGCCCUUCAGCGCCACUCCAGCGCAGGCUCCUGCCUGGAGGCUUUCUGUUGCAGAAGCAUGGCAAGUGCUUCAGAUAGUUCUCAAGUGGGGAAACCAACUGAGCUCGGCCCCGUGGUCUCCAGCCAAGUGGGAGCAGAAGGUUAAGGACCUACAAUUAAGGCUGAGAGAUCUUCGUCUUCACUGAGAGGGCGAGGAAAUGGCAGCUGCUCUGCCAGGCCUUGCCGUGUGUGGGGACCAAGGAGCGCCGGGCACUCGGUGCAUUGGCAGGGAAACCUCGGCAGGUUCGGGGCUUUGUGUUUUGUAGGGAAUUAACAGGAGAGAAGCAGCUGUUCCCUAAAGCUGCUACCACGAGUGGGGUCCCACUCCAGCCGCUGCUGAGGGAGCGGCACGGGGAGGCCAUGCCGAGGUGCACGGCAGGCGCUGAGCCCCAUCCCUGCCGCCUCUCCUCGAGGGGCAGCCCGGGCACAAUCGCCCAGCAGCCCUGGGGAACCGCAGCGGCCGUGAGAGGCCUUGGGCCGGGGAGCCCUGGGCGAGGAGGGGGCGAGCGGCGUCCGAGGGCUCAGCAGGGCAGGGCUGGGCCUCAGCGGCGUGGUUUGCCCUCGUGUUUAACCUCGAGGAUCGCUCGGCAGCGUGCGGGGCCUCAGGGCUGCAGGGAAACCAAGGCUGGCAGAGGAAAGGGUGACGAGGCCAGGCUGACCCAAACAGAGGAGAGGAGCAGAGCCGGGGACCGCAGUGCGGACGGAACACGGGACCGCCGGAGCGGGUCCUGUCUCCUGAGGAGGGUGGAGACACCGAGCCACUAUUGGGGUGUGAAGGCAGCAGGACGGGCAGGGAGCCCGCAAGGCCCAGGCUGGGCGCUGUCUCCCGAGGAGGGUGGAGAACACCGAGCCACUAUUGGGGUGUGAAGGCAGCAGGACAGGCAGGGAGCCCGCAAGGCCCAGGCUGGGCGCUGUCUCCCGAGGAGGGUGAAGAACACCGAGCCACCCUCGGGAUGUAAAAAGAGCAGGACGGGCAGGCAGCCCACAGGGCCCAGGCUGCCUUGGCUGGGCGCUGUGUCCCCAGGAGGGUGAAGAACCCCGAGCCACCCUCGGGAUGUGAAGGCAGCAGGACGAACCAGGGGCGCUGCCGGGGCUGAGGCAGGCUGGGAGCGCUGUGUGCCCGGGCAUGGCCCUGACCCUACGGGCCGGCAUCUGCGUGUUCUAUGACCGGGGGCUGGCCCAGAUCCAUGUUUUGCAAGAAGAAGGGCAAGAAAAGAGUGCAGAAAGCAAGGCGACAGAGAAAGCACCAGACACGCUCCUGAUGGAGCCAGUCCCGAAUAAGGUGAAACAACUGAGCCCAUCUGAAGAGGCAGAAGGAAAGGAAGUUUUUUCUUCUGUUGGGGAAGCAAAGAGUCAGAGCUGCAAAGGGGGUGAUGAUUUGUCAGACUUACUCAAUGAAAGUAAAGAGCAGGAAUAUCCAACUGCAUCAGAACAAACAGAUGUAACAAAUCUCAAGAAUCUAAAAUCUGUGGCUCAUGCUCCACAUCAGGAAAAAGGAGAAAAAGAAUUUUUAAACUGUUUUUUCUGCACAUUCACCUCAGUCAAGUUAUCAGGUCUGAGGCAUCAUUUGAAAACCCGUUCAGAGGAGAAACGUCACGUGUGUCACCUCUGCCCGAAGGCCUUCCGUACAGCAACCCUGCUGCACAACCACGUGAACACACACACAGGGACCAAACCCCAUAAAUGCAGUGAGUGUGACACAGCCUUUGUGACCCGAGGGGAGCUUUCACGACACAGGAGGUACAAACACACUUUGGAGAAGCCUUUCAAGUGCACAAUUUGUGAAUACUCCAGUGUAGAAGCCUGCAAGAUGCGGCGCCACGUUCGCUCACACACGGGGGAGCGGCCCUACCCCUGUCCCCUGUGCAGCUAUGCAAGCAGAGAUGCCUACAAGCUGAAAAGGCACAUGUUAACCCACACAGGUGAAAAACGCUAUGAAUGUUACGUUUGCCAAGCCAGAUUCACUCAAAGUGGAACCAUGAAAAACCAUAUGUUACAGAAGCAUGGAGAAAAUGUGCCAAAACACCAAUGUCCACACUGUAGUACUUUCCUCUCCCGAAAAAGUGAUUUGGGUGUCCACCUGAGGAAUCUGCAUUCCUACGUGGAGGAGGCAGUGAAGUGCAGGGACUGUGGGGCAGCUUUCCACGAGCGCUACGCUUUCCUCCAGCACAGGAAGACUCACAGGGGUGAGAAAAGAUUCAGAUGUGCUCAGUGCAGCUGCACACAGGUAUUUCAGAUCCCCAAGAAAAUACUGCUCACUCUGGUGGUGGUGGUGAGUAAUAUGUGUAAGCAUGCUGAAAACUGUGGAUUGGUGAGGGCAAAAACUGCUACACCCAGAAAAAGAAGCAAAAGCAAAAAUAAAAUCCAUGAGAACCCGAAGCGUGCUAAGCCAGAAGUUGCCCUGAAAUCAUUCCAAGGUGACUCUGCUAUGAAAAAUGAACACUGUGCCAGUGAGAUUGUUCCUGUUUUAGCUGGGGCAGAAACAGCAAGAAACAACUCAUUAAAUGGAUCCUCAACAUGAUGGACAAAUAAUGCACAGAGACACUGGUCCUCCUUGUUCAAAAUGUGGAACUACCUCCAGUCAGAAGGGCAGAGAAGAUGCUGGUGGAAGCCCUUGGAGCCCUGUUGAAGCUCUUCUGUGCUCACCUUUCUUCUCACUGAAGUUUCUGCUGUGUAGCCUAAAUACCAUUGCAAAGUGGGAAAGUUAGAGGCAACUUUCACCUGGUUUAUUACAUACAUGAAAUAACAGAAUGGGGAAAAGCAGCUGAUUUCAGAGUCAUUUAGUGAAGAAUGGAUGCGUUGUUCCACCAAGCAUUCGGUUUUUCCCAGGUUUACUCACAGAACUGCAGACUGAUCUGAGGCAAAUCUAUCCCUCAGUACCACUGAGAGCUGCCUGAGUUUCAAUGUUUAUACUUUGCUGAGGUGAGCACAUCAAAGGCAAUGAUUUUUUAGUACAAGGUACAUUUACUGAAUCUCCUUUCUGCAAACACUUUCAUUUCUAAUCGAAUUCAUGAUGCAAGAGAAUGUAAGACACAAUUUUAUGGAAAAGCACUGGUUUUUGUGCCUCAUACUACUGAUCUUUUAGAUUUUUUCUUUAGUAGAUUUUAGAAAUUAAUCUUUUGUCUGAGUUUUUCUCAGCUCAGUUAGCAGGGCAGACAGAACUGCAUGACAAGAAUGAAGCAGGAAUAGAGUGGCAGAGAAAUGUGGAGAACCCCACAUUUUGGGAAUGUAGAACCUUCUGUGACCUUGAGCUGACUCUUUUUUGAAUUCAGGUGGGAUCUGUUUUCUUUAUCCCUCCUUCAACCAGCCUUGCACGUGCUGCCAUGUAAGUUUGUGAUCCUUCAUUUAGCACCAGAUCCAAACACACCCACGACUUUGAUUUUAAUUAGCUCUUCAAUAAAGCACAACUGUGUUAUUCAGGAAAGUUCAUGUUUAUGGUAUACUUAAAAAUCAGAAAAAAAUCAGCUGUCAAACACAAUUCUCUAACUUUCCUUAGGUUGUAAGAACUACUGGGUUUAACUCUUAAUAAUUACUACAGUCAUUGCAGUAAGUACUAUUAAUUUUUAUGAUUCAUUACAAUGAUCACAAUUGCCAUUUAUGCACUGUUCACACUUUUUUUUGUCAUUUAUAAAUAAUACUUGGAAGCCUCCUCAUAAAAUCUUAAAUACUUUUUAAAUAUUCAUCUUUAAUGUUGCUAUUCUUAUGUUACAUUUCAUUAUAAAUAAGCACCAGCAUAACUAACAAAUAUUAAUAAUACUAAGUCAUGUAACCACUAGAUUUAAUUGAAAUGCCAAACCCUCACCCCAAUUUCAAGAUUAACAUCUGUGUUAAUUAAAUUAACUUCAUUAUGGUGUGGAAUUUGACCAGUGUUAAAUGGUUUGGGUUUAUACCUUGGGCAGGCUGUGGUUGCUGGUUCUGCUGAUGUGGUCAGGGACAGGGAAUUCCUGUGCUGUGCACCCCAGGUGAGCUGCAGGCAGCUGCAGCUUCUAACUUUUUUUACUUUGAAUAGCCUGUUGAAAAUGAAGCUUUAAAUUUUUGCCAGUUAGUUAAUUAAUAUAACAUCUUCAUCCUGUUCCUGGUAACUGUCUACAUGCCUGUUCUAGGAUAACUUCUUUAAUUCAGCAGCUGUUCUGUGACCCACAGCAGGGCCAGGAGCUUUGAGCCACUGUCACUGCAGGGUAACUGCAGUGUCCCCUGUGCCUCUGUGCUCACUGUGAGCACAGGAGGAGGAUGUUGGCAUUAGCAGGAAAUAUUUGCACUCUUACAGAAAUAAUCCCAUUUAUAGAGACUGCACCAAAGGCCUCACCAAGGCCUUCAUCGAUCAUCUCAGUCAAACACACGAACAGGAAUUGCCACUUUAGUACCAGAAACCUCCUUCGGUUCUGUAGCAAACCCUGAGAAGUCAGAGGGCUUGAAUUCAUUGAAAUCCCUCAUUGGUUUUGUCCAUUACAGAGCUGUUUCUUCAGUGUUUGUAAAAGUUUCAUAUUGAUUGCUCUGUGUCUGUUUUGUGCUGGUAAAAUUUCAGUGAGUUCAUUUGUUCUUACCAGUGACAGGACUGAAGAAUACUUUUGUUCAUGAUAAUUGCUUGAAUAAUAUUGUUAACUUUAUUCUUGUUGCGCUGUUUCCAUUUGUGUUAUAAAUUCUAAGCAGCAGAUUGCUUUGUCAAAAUUAAUUUUAGAAGUUGUUUAAAUUCCUUGAUCAAUUUGCUGAAUAUAUAUUGUUCAUUUGAAUUGUUAAUAACAAAGCUGACUCAUUCUGUGCUGACAUCUGAAAAUCAGACUACAUAGAGUGGAAUGUGAAUGUAGUAAUAAAAGAUAUUUUUAUCUCUGAA
Prinia subflava (tawny-flanked prinia) is the source of this 9804-nucleotide messenger RNA. RefSeq names its product CCCTC-binding factor like (gene CTCFL). Gene Ontology annotation, molecular function: DNA-binding transcription factor activity, RNA polymerase II-specific; RNA polymerase II cis-regulatory region sequence-specific DNA binding. Lineage: Eukaryota; Metazoa; Chordata; Aves; Passeriformes; Cisticolidae. The transcript is spliced from 14 exons. The record is from RefSeq and is a predicted model, not a curated record. Gene Ontology annotation, biological process: regulation of transcription by RNA polymerase II. Bases 6100 to 7494 code for a protein of 464 amino acids.